CGCUCUCCCUCUGAGCUUGACGGUGUUGCAAGCAGCCAUGGCGCAGAGGUCUGGCGGAGAGCACCGCUGCGUCGAAGCUCCGGCUCGCCGCAGCGGCGGCAAGGCUGCAGCCUCGCCGGAGAAGGCGCUCAACUGCUGCGUGCGCUCCGUCGCGUUGGUCGAGAGGGCGGGCAACGCGCUCGGCACACUGGCGUUCACGUGGGCCACCGUCGUCCUGCUCGGCGGCUACCCCACAGUGCUCCGCCCAACCGACGACUUUUGGUUCGCGACGACCAUUGUCUUCCUCGAAGCGGCAAGGAUGUUCAGCCGUAACAAUAGACUAGAUUACCAAGUAUUCUUCCAUACUAGAGGUGCUGCUAGAUCUCUUGGCUGGAAGGGGCUGGUCAUCAUCGUAAGCCUUUCCAAUGUUCUGAAUUACCUGUUCUUGGUCUCGACGAAACAUCUGAAUGCUUCUCCAGAGUUUAGAAAUCCAAGUGAUGUGGAUUUGAAACGACUGAAUAAUCUUAAUAUUGGCAUGCUAAUACUAACCGCCGCACUUGGGCGGCUUCUGUCCCCAGGAGCUCUGAAGUUACUAGGGAACACACGGCUACGCCGUUCCAUGUCGCUGUGUAGCCCCUUAGUUGCAAUCCUAUUGUUAGCUCCCUCUAUACAGUCAAGUGCUGAGGGCACUUUCAGAAGCACAAUGGCCAAGUGGACAGUGUUCAUCGUAUUAUUUUUAGCAGUGCUUCUCCUUACAAUCAGCCGCCUACGUUUCCGAAGAAUCACUCAGCUCGUUGAUCGUGCUCUAGGAAGAAAACAAGUGUUUUGGCGCCGACUGAUUAUGAACUUGUGCAUGCUUAUUGCCCUAGCGAUGGUGGUGUUCAUGCAUGAUGAUCCAAUAUAUUCAGCUUUCCUCCUGGUAUAUGCGCUAUAUGCUGUACUUGCUGUGUCAUUUGGCAACUUGCAGAUUCCGGCUGCAGCCUUACGUGUUGUGCUCGCACUAGUGCGUCUCAUACCACACAACUACUAUGGUGACGGUGAUGACACCAUCGGGGACAAGACAAACCUCGCGCCAUCUCUGAAUAUCUUCUAUGGGAUGGUCCUCGGCCAAGGAAUACUUUACCUUGUGGCCUGCACGCUCGACAUCUUCACAUUCAUCCCCCGGAGAUCUAUCGCCCGUCAUGGUGGAUUCGAAGGUCAGCUGGGAAUGGAAUCUAUCAAUCUGUACCACGGGUAUGUUCUGGAGAAAUGCAUGGAAAGGGAUGCGCUUGCUCCAAAGAAGAUCAGCCUCAGCAGCUUUGCCAUGGAUUCCCUGAACUCAGACUCACCCAGGAUGCAGCUCCAUGGGAUCAGGUUAAUGCACAACCUUCUGCAGACAGAGCCUGCUAAGACACAGCUCCUCGCAAAGCUCACCACCUCUGCGAACACAUCAGCUAGAUUAAUCAACAUGCUGGACUGGACGCAUCCAAGGAACACUACUAUCAGAUUGUUCGCCGCCAAGGUGACCGCAGAGCUUGCAAAGGGCCUCCGAGUGGUCACUACCCCUGGGUUAAUUCAGAGUGUAUCUGCACUUCUUGAUUGCGGUAACAAAGUGAGAGGACGAGGAAACCCACUUAUGGACACAGAUGAUGAACAAGAGGCAAUGCAUGAUCCAGUUCUGAAUGUCUCUGACAACCACGAGGAAAGGUGUAUUGCAGUUCCAGACAGUGGUAACCUAUUGGAAACACAAGAUCGCUCAACCCAGCAAGUUGGCACCACCGAACAGAGCUCUGAGGAGGAGCCUCUAGCAGAGACCGACCAGGAUCUGCUCCCUGCUCUGGCAAUGUCAAUUCUAUACAAUCUGGCUGGUUGUGAUCAGAGCAACUGUGAGGAGAUAAUCCGAUCAACCGGACUCAUUCCAAAGAUCAUAAGAUUCACAGCCUACCGUAGAAGCGACGCGAACUAUACUGACUCUCAAGGGAAGGUCCUUGUGACUUCAUCACUACAGUUGUUGCACAGGCUCACAAGCAUCAAUGGAGAAAUCGGCAUUAUGCUGCGGCACAAGGUAUCGAAGCAUGCCUUCCUCCUAAGAAACCUAACAAAGAUCCUCAAGGACUGCACGAGCAGCCAAGAAUCGAGGAAAUUGGUGGCAGGAAUCCUCAGAAACCUUGCUGUCGACGGGAACACAAGGCAAGAGAUUGGGUGCAUCCAAGUGGUCAUUACGAGGCUGAUGCAGGAAUUUCUCAGCCUAGGCCGACCCUUGGCUACACAUGCUGAUCACGUGCUGCAAAAGGUCGCCGGGCAAGCGCUGGCCAUGCUAGCAAUGGAGAGUGUGCAUAACUCCUCGGUCAUAUUAAACGAAACAGGGCAUGUGUUCGUCAAGGAACUCACUACUAUGAUCCAUGAUGAUAGGUAUAGAUGUGUUGCUGCUAGUCUGUUGCGGAGUAUGUGCUUACACGCUCGGCCCGAGCUUGACGAGUCGGAUCUACAGGCAAUAUCUUACUCUGUUCGAGAGGUGCUGGAAAGAAUAAUGAAUGCAGAGGGGGCAGAACUAGAGAUCCUUAUCGGCCUUAGUUCAGAGAUAUGCAAAGUCAUUCCUGAAGACUUUGCCCGAGAACUGGAGCAUGGCUAUAUCAAGGAUAGAUUCGUCAAGAGGCUCGUCGACGUGCUGAAUGCAAACAUGGAACCCAGUGCUCACUACCCGGGGAUCAGGAGGGUGAUCAUCCAGCAAGCCAUAAACAUGAUGGAACACGACCCCUGUUAUGCGAGCUGUUUCGGCAAUUGUCGCAUGGUGGAAGCGGUGUCCAUGGUGGAAGAGACGGCCUCAAAGGCUGAGAACUACUCCAUCUUCCUGGGAGAUGUUGGGCUCAUGGAGCACAGGGAACCUCUCACGUCUCUCGUUGUGAGGGUUAAGCAGUUGCUCGCCGUCCGUCCGAUUCAGCAGCCAUCAAUAAGUACAUAGUUAUGGUGAGAGCAGCAUGAAGGUAGAGUGAUUAUAUGGAGCCAUAUCAAACCUCCAUUUCUGUUCAUAUGAAGCGUCUCCGUGACAUUAUUAAGUACACUCUAGGGAUGGCCAAGCCGGGGCACACUAUAGCGCCGUGCGCUCUGAUGGUGCUCCAAAUGCUUUUCGUCUUACGGAUCGUGCUUGUUGUUCAGUACACAAGUGCAUGUCCAGUGUAAGACAUUUUCAUGUCCAUAUUUCCUAGAAGAACAAGUUGUUGUGUUCCCUUUGUAUGAUGCAUCAUAUCAAAUCUUCCUCCCAA
Panicum hallii is the source of this 3221-nucleotide messenger RNA. RefSeq lists its product as uncharacterized. The record is from RefSeq and is a predicted model, not a curated record. Lineage: Eukaryota; Viridiplantae; Streptophyta; Magnoliopsida; Poales; Poaceae. The transcript has 3 exons. The coding region runs from base 38 to 2920 and encodes 960 amino acids.